UCAUUGCCAUCCACAAUGAAUUCUCCCGCUCUCAUCUUCUUUGCAAGUUUUCUUUGCCAUGUUGCCAUUGCAGGCCGAACCUGUCCCAAGCCAGAUGAUUUACCAUUUGCCAUAGUCGUUCCAUUAAAAUCGUUCUACGACCCAGGAGAGCAGAUCACGUAUUCCUGCCGGCCCGGUUAUGUGUCCCGGGGAGGGAUGAGAAGGUUUACAUGCCCUCUCUCUGGCAUAUGGCCCAUGAACACCCUGAAAUGUCUACCUAGAGUAUGCCCUUUUGCUGGACUCUUAGAAAACGGAGCUGUACGCUAUACAACCUUUGAAUAUCCCAACAUGAUCAGCUUUGCUUGUAACCCUGGGUUUUAUCUGAACGGAACUCGUUCUGCCCAAUGCACCGAGGAAGGAAGAUGGAGCCAGGAGCUUCCUGUCUGUGCUCCUGUAACCUGUCCUCCACCACCUGUACCUAAAUUCGCGAAGCUUAGCGUUUUUAAGCCAUCAGCUGGAAACAACUCCUUCUAUCGGGACACUGCAGUCUUUGAAUGUUUGCCACAACAUGCCAUGUUUGGGAAUGACACAAUUACCUGCAUGGCACAUGGAAAUUGGAGUGAACUACCAGAAUGCAGGGAAGUAAAGUGCCCAUUUCCAUCAAGACCAGACAAUGGAUUUGUGAACUAUCCUGCAAAGCAAGCACUUUAUUACAAGGAUAAAGCCACAUAUGGUUGCCAUGAUACAUUUGUUCUGGAUGGCCCAACAGAAGUGGAAUGUGGCAAAUUGGGGAAAUGGUCUGCUCAGCCAAGCUGUAAAGCAUCUUGUAAAUUAUCUGUUAAAAAAGCCACUGUGCUUUUCCAAGGAGAGAAAGUAAAGCUCCAAGAAAGAUUUAAGAAUGGAAUGCUGCAUGGUGAAAAAGUUUCCUUUUUCUGCAAAAAUAAGGAAAAGAAGUGUAGCUAUACAGAGGAUGCUCAGUGCAUAGACGGCACCAUUGAAAUCCCCAAAUGCUUCAAGGAGCACAGUUCUUUUGCUUUCUGGAAAACUGAUGCCUCAGAUGUAAAGCCAUGUGAAAGUGAUUCUUAG
Molecule: messenger RNA, 1065 nt
Organism: Orycteropus afer afer
Lineage: Eukaryota; Metazoa; Chordata; Mammalia; Tubulidentata; Orycteropodidae
Gene: APOH
Product: apolipoprotein H
Source: RefSeq, a predicted model, not a curated record